UCAUUUCCCCAUUCAAGUAGUUUUGGUUAUGUUGGUCACAACGAUAAACACUCGUUCGGCCGAAAUUCUUCAUCUGCACAUUCAAAUCUUACGCAUCCCCUGCCUCGGCAUCAUAGCAAGCCGAAGUCGAGAGUGUGUUUCAAUGCCAAGCUGUCUUCUCGCUCAGCAGCUCCAUACCUACCAGUUCUAAGUACGUCCCCUAUAUCGGGAGGGACGAAUAAAUGUUACAGUAAAGCUCCCAGAGGUCGACCAGGAUUUUUAAUAUCAAGAUCACCAUCUAGUCAAACCGGUUCUUCAAGAGACUUGGGUGUCCCAUCAUCUGCAUUUCCAAUGUUCUCAUCGAUCACGAGAGGGUGUGCCUCUGAUAACAGCAUGGAACUAAGUGGCAAUAGAAAUCAGCUGAGCAGCACCGGCUUGACCAGUGAUGCUGCGUUCAAACAUACCUCGGUCUUUGACCCGCCUCUUGCAUACGAUUACUUCUCAGCGCCGAAUACUUGUCCCGCUGAAACAUCAAAGAAAAUUCCUUACCAACAUCACCUAAAUUCAUCUCCACACAACAAACACGUUUGCGAAAUUAUUUCAUCUUACGUUCUCAAGUUUAGUCCAAGAAAUCAAAUGAAAAAUUGUCCAUCACAAUGCAGUGAUUCCUACUUAGCGAAGCCUGUUCAACCGUGCCCUUCUUCGAGCCCUUCUUCAGUUUUGCCUCGGUCGGACACAUUUUUUGUCAGCGAAGCGUCAAACUUGCGAGAGGAAGUUUACGUUCAUAAAACUUGUUUGAAGAAGGAUGAGAAUGUUCAGGUUAGCUGCUCGUCUUCUGUGUAUCAUGAUAGCGCUGUUGUUAGCCGGAACUUGAAGAACCAGCUGUUACCACUUAGCGUCUGCGGAGCUCUCACCUGUCAAAAUAAAUCAUAUCGAAGAGACCAGUUUGCAAACGAUGGCCAAGAGCGUGCCAGUCUAAACAAGCCCACCUCUCCGCUCAUGGCAAAUAAACGAUCAAAACCGAACUACAAGGUACGCGAUGAACAACGAUCCGACAGGCGUAUGAGGCAUGGCCGGUUCUUCUCUGGAAACAAGUUUUCUCAACAUCCAUCGGACUGUGAUACUGGAACAAAUGGUACUCAGAAAAAUAAGACUUAUUUUGAAUCGCUGUAUGAUGAACACUUACUUGAAAGACUUGUUUCAUCGAGUUUGAGAUGCGACGAGUUCGUGCAAAGUUCGACAGGAGCAAUGGAGCUGCGACAACUUCGAGAGGUCUUCCCUGACGAUGGAGAGGGCACAAAAGGAGGCAAGGGUGGGGCGAAAACAAGCCCUGCGUCGGUCCAGGACUCCAUCACGAAUCCUUCUUCUGUGAACGGCGAAAACCUCGUCAACGACGCCACCACGUCCAGCGUCAGUAACUCAAGUCCCGUCCUUUCGUCACCCGCGUCGUCAGCCCUUCCUGUACGCAAGCCUGCUGGAGAAGCCAGGAAGUCUGUUGGUGAGGCGCACAAACCCGCGGUUGAGAGUAAAAUACCGAGCGCAGAUACUCGUAAGUUCACAAGCGAUGCAGCGAAGAGGCUCAGUGAAGCGGGACGUAAGCCCGGCACCACGACUUACCAACCUGCCGAGAAAUUGAGAAAAACGGGACCACAUGAGCCUAAUGGCGCCAAGAAAAGUCCCCUCAAGCUUGACGUGGCGGAGCGAGUGAGAGGUCGGAGCGCUUCUGGCAGGAGCUUCACUGCGUCCUCAGAAUUGCGCGAUGGCAGUUGGCGGUCAUCUUUUGGCGCAAAUAAACGAGGUGACGGGAAUAGCAAGCUAUCAUCAAGCUUACCGCGCUUCUCUACGACGCCGAGAGUUUCUGCCACCGCCUCGAAAGCCUUCACCAAAGACGGCCACAGCAAGACUAUUAAAGAUGAAGACCUUGUCUCUAAUCGCUUAAGUCGAGGCACUACGCCCCACCGAAGUGGUGGUCGCACCGCUACCGUCACCCCGUCCGACGCACCUGCAAACAAACGAUCGGUGAAGCCCCUAACUCGCUUCGGCUUCCAUGAUACCAGCGUGCGGUCCGGGGACAGCACCGAGAGCGUCAACUCCAUCUUGAGCGACGCUAAUACUACCGUCUCAGACUCCAACUCCAACCUGCUCGAAUUUGAAGACGAGCAGCAAAACAAUGUUAAUGAGGAGAUCUUGACUAAUUUCGUCAUUUCUGACUGCAAUGUGGUCCACGCGAAGAAUCUCAAGAACACCUUGUCAGUGAACUCAUCGCCUCUGAAUAACUCGAAUUGUGAAGAUGUACUCCUUCAUUGCUCCAGUUCGCCCAAAUCUCCGGCGAGCAUCAGCCAAGCUUCAUCUGGAGUCACUUCUGCUACUAAAGCCGUCACUGCGAAGCUCAAGGCUCAAAGCCACGUACUGCCUCUAUUGCAGUCUCCUGCCGUCAAGUCACAACUUUCUAGUCAACCUGGUAAAACGGAAAAAUUGGCCUCGCACAAGAAUAAUAACGUGACUUGCGUUACUAAAAAUACGAAGACCCCUGCUUCUUAUGGCCACAAUGAUUCCAAUCAAAAAGUUGAUGUUAGUUCUUAUUUACCGCAACCUGCUUGCAUUCAAAAAAUUUCUCAGAAUCUCUCUUCUUGUCCUGUUACAUUCAAGGCUAUUACAAGCGGCUCGAUUCCCAAGCCUUCAUCUACAACCCCUUCGCCCGUUGAAGAGACGGCAAUCACCUCGCACAAAUCUCUUGCAACUGCUGACUCAGGCCUGGGGUCGUCCACAGAAGGAGAAAAGUUGAAAGUAAUCGAUGGCAAAACUCAUGAAUGUUCUAAUCAGAUAAUAAAUCAUCCUGUCACCAGCGUGUGUCGGUCCACAGAAGUUAUCGCCGCACUUCAGUCUCAGCUUAAGAGUUCUGAUCAUAACACGAAGACAUCAUCGUUGAAUGGCCGUGUGGAUUUUGUUGUCCCUGCCAGCGAAUGUGUGCAGCUGACUCCGUCUCCAGAUGACACGAUGAAAUCUUCACUCAUUGACGAGUCUGAUAAAUGGCUUAGAGAGAAAAAGAACAGCAUGGGUAAAGCUUCAAAAUUACAAACUGGAAGUCUUUUGAAACCUGCCACCAAGUUACGUACAAUAUUCCCCAAGAACGAAACGUCUCACGAAAAUCCUGCUGCCUCUGGUAAUCCUAGCAUUAAAAAUGAUUCAUCUUAUACCUCUCCGAUUGUACCUGAUACGCACCUCAGCUUUGGCAUUGCGCGUCAAAAGUUUGCUGAGUAUGAAAGGAGUCGCAUCGUCCGAAGAUCAGAAACCAUUGAACCUACAACAGGGAUCCACCGCCCUCGAACCAAAUUAGGCAAAUCGCCCUCAGAUCCUGGUUGGUUUGCUCCUGUGCUUUAUGACAACAAACAUCAAGGAAAUUUCUCCUCGGUCAACAAAUUUUCUUACAUUCGUCCAACCUCGCUUGUGAAAAAUCCCAUUCUGGUAACUCCCGUGUCAAAUGAGGUUGUGGAGAUCAGUAAGCCUAUCUUGAAGCGGCUUGAAUACACUGAAGGUCAAACGUAUCUAAGCAACUCAUCUGAUUCGGCUGCUGGUGAAAGGGUUACUAACAGGAAGAAUUCCACUGAAGAUCUUCUGAUGGUAUCAUCAACAGUACAGCAAGGGAAAGAUUCCGCUGCAUGUGAUGACAUCGAAUGUCGAUCUUCAAAUGAUCUCAGAGAUAUUGAAUUUAGCGUAAAAUUGAAUCACAAGUCAAAUGCACCGACUGUUCAUGUAUUAGAAAGCCCCAUUUUGGAGAAUGAUCGUGAUAUCAGCAACUCAAAACUCAGCGUUCUGAGCUUAGACUCUCCCAGCGCCCACAGCAAAGUGGACAAUAAGGUUUCCUCUCCGGGCUCAGAAACUUCUUUCGAAGUAUUGGACACACCCAGUGAAGGCCUUGAUGACCAAACUGUUUGUAACUUUGUCUCGUACCAGGACCCUAGGGGAGAAGGCGACGCCACUCAAGACUUACGCCAGCAGAUGCAGGAUCUUCAGUCACAUGAAAUUGGAUCUGAAGUUCUCGGUAGCCAUUCAUCUGAGGAGCGAGCGCUCAUCGAGUCAUGUAUUGGCAAUAUUGAGCCUGAAAAAGAUGGACAGCUAGAAAACUUUGCAAACAAAUCUGAAAAUACGGUGACUGGUCGAGCUAAAAAUGGCUCAUCUUCUGUCAGCAGUGAACGUUCUACAUCGCUCCAUGAAGAUGAUUUAGUCUCGUCUCUGGAAAGGUCCUUACUUGUCGAGUCCCUCACCAACACGGUCAUGUCUGAGAGCAUGGAAGUUUCAGCCAGUGCAAGUAUGACUUCGUCUAUAACUUCUCAUGACCCCUCAUACACCAAUGACCCAAGCACCUUCUAUAGCUUUACUGCCCCCUCGUUCAAUAACGUUGAGUCUGAUAGUCGAGAUGCAGACAAGCCGGACGCAGGAAAAGCUUCCAACUCGGACGAAAUGAAAAAUUUCAUGAACAAUCUUAUGAAUUCUAAACUGGAAAUUGUUGAUAUUCUUAAUAAUUUUACAAUACAGCACAAGGACCAAGAAACCACGACUUCUAUCACACAAAAGCAUGCAAAUGAAAACGAGUCGACUCCCGAGAAAUCUAUUUUACUAGACGACGAUGUUGAAGGAAAACAUUCCAAUUUAUCACUCAGUAAACUGAGCCCAGUCUCAUAUUGUGAUGAAGCAACUCCAGUUCUCGCCUCUACUUCUGGAAAUAACGAUCAAAAUGUAACCUCAGAAAGAACCUUAACUGUCGAUGAUGAUGGUUCGGCAACGGUGAUGUGCACGAGCAACGACAGCGCUUCAUUUGAAUGCGCAACUCCUAACCUUCAAACAAAACAUUCCCAUGACUCAUACUCCAUCGGUGCCAACUCUUCAGGUGUGGAUAUCGACCAAGACUUCCUCAUCGACGAUGAGAUCAGCGACCAGCCAGACUUGACGUUCGUUGGAGGCGACGACGCUUGUGCUGAGCGUUCAGAGCUCGGUUAUCUGCUUGAAAAUACGUCCCUCCGUCGGUCCAGAGACUUCAUCAGCUCUCGUCAGUGUACCGCGCUGAGCAGGAGCGACUUCAGUGCUGAGAGAAUUAAAUCUUCGCGGACGAAGGACACGGCAAGCAGUACCCCGCUGGAUCAGAAAGGACCGUCGGACGGUGGUAGAGAGGACCUGAUGGCCUCGGCGACAAGCGAUGAAGGAAUCUCGGGAGAUGAUUUGGAUGCGCCGUCGCCAUGUCACGCUAUACGAAGGAUCGGUCGAGCGUUGUCUGACGCAGACGAUUCGUCGUGUCCGGGACCGAGAGGACGUCCGGAAAGCGUGUGCACCUUGGCAUCAAGUCUUGAUCCUGAUGACUUCAUGCUCGACUUCGAGGCCGAAGACUUCGCUAACAGGUGUACCACGCCGUCUGGUGGUGUAGGCAGCAACGGAUGCUUGGGAACCCCCUUGCGAGGACCGGUGCUGUCAAGCGGCAACAGCAGCGUCCGCUCGUCACCCCACCACACUGGCAAGAGGAGCCUCAAGCAUGAGAGCGGCAAACCCACACGUCUGCCGGUGCUGCGGUCCCAGACGGAGGAACAAGCCGGGUCUCCAGUACUUAUGGACAAGGCUCUUCAACAGCAACUGUUGUGCGACUGUCGGGCCACCAAGACUAUGCUGCUGCAGCUUAGGGCUGUUCUUCUCAACGCUGAUGCUAGUGCUACGCCUCAUGCUCUCGACAUUAAGGAAGCGGAGAGUAAUCCAUGUGAUACUCAGAUGAGGUGCAAUGGAGCACAAAGCGUGGGCGAUCAAGCGACCAGAGACGCGCUGACUCAGCAGAACGCUUCGUCACUGGAGUCCCUCCUACAACAGAACAAUGACCUCAGAAGACAGAUCAUCCAACUGCAAGAAGAAAUGGAAGAGCGAGACCGCACAGUGCGACUACUGCAGCUGCAGUUGGGCCAGGCUAUCCCGAACCAAACUUUAAUCAACGGCACGAGCUCGUCCAUCAAAGACCUGGGCAACCAGCGUCUGGUGCGCAGUCUAGGAGAGCCUGGCAAGCUGCUCAUGAACAACGCGGCCACGCAGACUGACAGAACCAGCAGGAUGUUCGGGGUCUCUUCCCUCACGCGACAGCCUUCUGUUGAUGAUGGUUUAGGUCCUACUGUCAGUUCUGAAGAGAGUGACUGCGCCACCCCCAGCCGAAGUCGCUCACUCUCACGAGCCUCUUGCCUUGGAGCCUCUGAUAGAAACUCGGUCAAUUCAGACGACCAAAGCGGCUCUCUGACGACUCCUUCGUCAUCGACUCGAUCUUCUCCUUCAUGCGACCGAUUUGGAAGCUCUAACUCGCCGACAAAUAAAUUACCUAUUAGUAAAUUAACUCGAGGCAAACGUGAUGUUCAAUGCGCUAGUGAACGAAUAGCCAAGCCGACCAAAUCGUUUCUUGACAAAAGAAUAGACACCAAAGGAAAUUCGAGCCCUAUUAAAGCAAGAAGCGAAUCUUUAAAUGAAGGGAGAAAUAGGGAGAUUUCCUGUAAAACUUUCCAGGAGAGAAAAGAGAUUUUUUCCGUAGCUCAAAGCCCUGCUCGAAAUGCCAAUGCUGCAAGGUCAUCUUAAUGCUCCUUGUAAGUCAGUAGAGUCAUUCACUUCAGCUGUCUGUCUUAAACCUUGAAAACAGCAGAGGAGAGAUCUUUGUAAUAAAAAUUACAAUCGGCAUUAGUUCUUUAGUUGUAAAAAUUGUAUAUUGGCUCUAAGAUUUAUCUUAGUGUGUUCUUACAGCUGUAGAAUAGUUAUAAAAUAAGUGACUGGGACAGCUAUUUAGCGUGAUCUAGUGCACUAUUCUAGUGUAUCUAGUGUAUGUAUCUAGUGUAUCUAGUGUAUGUGACAGGAAGUGUUGCUUGAACACUACUAAUGUGUUAUUUUGAAUGGUGAUUGGUACUGUAAGAUCUCUAGCUAUACUUAAUUGCCUUCAAAAUUCGUGAAAUUUGCUUGUGAUGCGCGACAAAUAUGAACCCUUUGUUCGAUCAUUUUAGCCCGCGCAUUUCGAUGUGUAUUAAAAACGCUCGUUCUUGGUGGAAGUUUUUUACAAAUUUUCAUUCGUUGUGUCCCAUAUUUUGAAUUGGCUUCUAUAUUAUCACUGGCGCAGCAUCAAAAUGCGUCACUAAAUCGGGCCAUCGAAGUUUGCGCUCGACGAGGGAAAUUGUUCCCUUCACCUACUUAUUGUCAUACAACAACUAUCACUUGUAAGGCCUAUUUUUCUUGAUUUGUUUCAUUUCCUUACUGUGAUAUGUUAACUGAGUACGGAUGCCUACUCAUUCUGCUAUUCGGAUUUUAAUUAAAGGUUUUCUUUUAUUGUGGUCGUUGCAACAGAUCCGCUCCGUAUGCAGCGUUAUGCAUUAAUGAGUUCCUAAGAGAUGCAAGUCUUGAGUAGCUUCUUUUGUGUUGAGUCGGAACACCAAAGAUUAUUUUAGAAGCCCUGAUAGGGCAGCGCGUGUGAGAAAUAUGCGUUUAAUUUUUAGUUGCCAGUUAUGAUCGUAACGGCGGCGUUGUGAUGCAAAUAAACUCUGCUAUUGCGUCUGCUUUUGCCCGAUUCUUUAUCUUGAAAAAAUGAUUUUAUUCCCCUUAUAGAUAUCUUAAUUACAAAUCUUGAAAACGCCUCAUUUUCUCCUUGCUAUUUGUUAAUUUCCGAAAUGAAUUUUGUCUGAAUUUUUACGUGAUCACAACUAUUAACCGGUUUUUGACUACAUCUUUGUCUUGUCUGCAACGUCAAAACGCCAUUACUGCGAACCAGGUGCCGAUGCUUCUACCUAAUUUCCUCUUACCUUAUUACAGUGGAUCUGAUGAUAAUAACUAUAAUAAUAACCAUGAUCUGCACAUCUCAACUAUCUCUCAUUAUGCUAUGUAUUAAACCUGUGGAAGUAGACCCGCAACCAGUAUUGUGUCUCUUCACCAUUGACUGAAUGAUUGUGUGUUCUCUAGUGGGAUUGUACGUAUGUUAUUUAUGUUCUAUUUAUGAUUGCUUAGCGUAGAUCGAUGGUAUAAUUAGUUUAUAUCCCAUCCUUCGCUACUUGCUUGUACGGGUGCCGAUCUUCUGAAUAUGUACCUUGCUUGAAAAUGGUUUGGUUUAGAUAUUUUCAAUAAUAAGCGAAGUAUUCUAGAAAUUCCUAUUGAUCUUCAAUAUCAAUCGGAUAAGGAGUAUGGGCGUUACUCGAACAAAGUUUCUGUUCAAAAAUAUAAUUAAUCCAAUAUUCUUUCAUCUGCUGCACCGCAGAGGAUUUUAAUUUUUCGUUCUAUUGAUUUUCCAAAUGAGAAAUUUACAAUAUUGUAUUGUAUUGUUCAAGUACUUGAAGAUUUUCAAAUUAUUGACUUAAUAACAUGUGAAAAACGUAGAUUAUUAGUUGAUAAAUGAAUACGUCACUUGGAGAUUCACAAGAGGCAAAAAUUGCUUUCGUUCAAAUACUAAAUAAUUUGGAAAUGUAGGACAAGCAUUGACUUUUAGACUUGCGUUCGUGCAGCCUCUUAACCAUUCCUCAGUGAUUACGUUGAGUCAAUUAUGUUCGGAUUGAUAGGCUUAGCAAUGUUAUUGAUGCACAAACAUUCAUUGCGAAUACUAUACUGGGAGCUUCAACGUCUUGAAAUCUUCAUAAUUAAUGUUGUUCCUUGUGCUCUUAUCCUGAAUAUAUAUAACUGUAAACCAUACCGCCAACUAGCUUAACUACGGGCGUAUAAGGCUGCCAGAGAACGCCUCAUUGUAUACAUUGAGAACGCAUUGUACAGAGGACAUCAGUUACAGUGAGUAAUCUCUUGUUGCUAAUAAUUUUUGUCAAUCAGCGUGAUGAUGGUUUGAACUCAGAUCUUUGGAGCGUUGGUUGUACAGGUUAUAUCCAACUGUGAUUUUAUUUUAUAGUUGUUGAUAUUUUACAUUCCUGUUAGUGGUUUCUGCGGAUAAUGAAUAUACUGCUACGGAUGAGCUUUUUCUGAGAAGAUUCGUUUUGUCAUCAUUUGAAGGUUUUCUCUUUCUAUAACUACAUUCAUUCUUAUUCUUCUUAACAUCGAAAGGAAUGCUAAAGUUUUCCUCCUUUUUUGCAUUUCAACAAAUAAAAUCAAUCUGUCUACAA
Hyalella azteca is the source of this 9074-nucleotide messenger RNA. RefSeq lists its product as uncharacterized. Lineage: Eukaryota; Metazoa; Arthropoda; Malacostraca; Amphipoda; Hyalellidae. The transcript has 8 exons. The record is from RefSeq and is a predicted model, not a curated record. Bases 331 to 6573 code for a protein of 2080 amino acids.